UUAAAUAGUUGUUAUUGUGGGCAUGGUGCGUGUGGUGACUUGGUUUCUGGUUAUGUGUUUUGUUUGCCAGUGUAACGUAACGAGGAACACGCGAACAUUGCAAAAACUUAUAACGCAAAUUCGUGCAUAUACUGUCUAGUUUUUGUAGAGUUGAAAUGGCGAAAGGGAAGAAAAAAAUGCGGACCACCUACAAGAGACCCGAGGGAACCCUUCAGCCCAAACAAGUCGAAAAGGAGACAAAGGAAAAUAAACCAGAAUUUAAUGGGGAUGCAGGUAAUGGUCAGACCACUUUACCAAGUUUUUGGAGUCCCAGCAAACCCAAAUCUCCUCUGUGCAACAACUCAAGUUCUCUCAGCCAAGAGGAAAAUGUUCCUGAGAAAUUGACUCUACAAACUGAGAAAUCAAAGCAAGGGAAAGUGAGACAGAAUCAAGUUAACUCUCAAGCUGGUGUGUCUCGGCAAGCGGAGAAUAAAGUGAGGACCUGCUUGGCUCCUCGAACCAGAGAAACAACUGCCUUGAAGGUCGAGGAGGAUCCUAAAUCGCACCCCAACCCAGGGCUUGCGCCAGAUGUCCCCAUGCCCAAAUCUAAGGGGGGGGCUAGUCAAAAAGUCAAAAAAGCACAAGGCAGUGCUGCCCAAAACAGGAAGGUCACAGAUUAUUAUCCGAUUAGACGGAGUUCCAGAAAAAGCAAAGCUGAAUUGAAGAACGAAGAACACCGACAGCUUGAUGACCUGAUAAAACAUGGAGUUGAAGAAGGACUGCAGGUAAAAAAUAUAGAGGGGAAGGGAAGAGGAGUGUUUGCUGUCAGAUGUUUCAAGAAGGGUCAGUUUGUAAUUGAGUAUCAUGGUGACUUGUUGCAUCUGACUGAUGCCAAGAAGAGAGAGGCUCUGUAUGCCCAAGACCCUGGGACUGGCUGCUACAUGUACUAUUUUCACUAUCUCAGCAAAACCUACUGUGUUGAUGCUACAAAAGAAUCAACUCGCCUGGGAAGGCUGCUAAACCACAGUAAAAAUGGCAACUGCCAGACCAAGCUCCAUGACAUGGAUGGAAUACCUCAUCUCAUACUGGUGGCUUCAAGGGACAUUGAGGCUGAGGAAGAGCUGGUUUAUGACUACGGUGACCGUAGCAAGGAAUCAAUAUGUGCUCACCCAUGGCUCAAAUACUGAUGUUCCACCAGAGUAUUCUCUCAAGAGAAUGACUAGGUGCAUUCAUUUAUUCAAAAAGAGAACCUGUUCUCUUUUUGUUUUUUAAAAAUCCAUUCCAUUGGCCCUAAGGUGCAAACUGCUUUCCGGUGAGACAAAUUCAGUGUGCCUGUUUGGGCAAAACGGUGGCAGUAUGAACAAGGUGGAACACAACCUUUUUAAGAUGGCACAUGGGUUAAAUUUGUUUUUAAAACUAUCAAUUUAUUGCUGGAUUUGGAUGGAGUUUUUAUACAUAUUAAGGCCAGUGUGUCCAUGAUGUGUGAAAUAUAUUUAACAUACUAGCUAUUGUUUUUAGGUUGCUUUUAUAUAAGUGAUUAAUUUAUCAAGCUAUGUAUGGUUCUAGUUGAUGCAACAAUAUGUUGCAUAGGAGCGUCAAUGCUCUCCUGGCUUCGGGGAGGACAGCUUAUACUUGAUUUGAAAAUGUAGCUUUUGUUGCAAUGGGUGAAACAUCCGAAUGAAUUUUGAAUUAAAUGUAAGUUGCUCUUUUUGAACAAAUGAACUGUGUACAUAGACAAAUCUUUUCAUAAAUCUGGCUAGCAUGGAAGCUCAUUUUGCAAAGCAUAGAAAGGCAAGCUUAUUAAUAUUCAGACGUGUAACAGUCCACCAUCCUUGUAUGAGUAUUUCACAACGUGCAACAGAUUAAAUAUAUUUGGUGUGAUUUUAUAACAGUAAUAUUUCAAAUUGCUUUCUUUACAGCUGCUCUAUUGUUUGAGGUCAAAUGGUAGUUCAAAAGCCCUUUGCGCUAGUUUAAAAGUUAAGUUCAAUCACUCAGUAAAUAGCAAAGAAAAUGUCAUUUAAAAAAUUCAGGGUGCAUUAAAAAAAUUCAGGGUGAACAAUUUAGUCAACUCUUUAUAUAGGCUCCUGUGUAGUGCCCCCCCCCCCCCCCCAGCCUAAAUUUGUAAUGUCAGAAACUCUACAUGGUGUCAGGCGUUACACAGGGGUGCUGGCACAUUGACUCCAAUGCUUACCACAGUUGUCAAGUUUGCUGGAUGUCCUUUAGGUGGUGGACCAUUCUUGAUAUACAUGAGAAAUUGAGUGUGGGGGGGAAACUAGCAGCGUUGCAAUUCUUUGACACAAACCGGUGCGCCUGGCACCUAAUACCAUACACUGUUCAACGGUACUGGUCUUGCCCAGUCACUCUGAAUGGUACACAUGCAAAAUCCAUGUCUCAGGGCUUAAAAAUCCUUUAACCUGUCUCCUCCCCUUAAUCUACACUGAUUAAGUGGAUUUAACAAGUGACACUUAAGGGAUCAUAGCUUUCACCUAGUCAGUCUUGUGGUAAGAGCAGGUGUUAAUGUUUUGUAUACUCAGUGUACAUAAAAAGAAAAUCCUAUUUGCUAAAACAUUCCAAUGGCAGUAGAGUGCUCAUGUAGUCUUGGAGGUCCUGUCUCUACUGGGGCUACUGUUGUAACCCCCAACUUGAAUGUUGGUCUUUGCAAGGUUCCAUCUGUCCAUCCAGAGUUUGAACCAAGUAGUGAUUAAUGUUCAACCAAAAAGGAAUCUUCUGUUACAGCUCAUUUUUGUACAAAGUUCAAGGAAACAUGAGUUUAUCGUGCAUCUACCAUGUUAUUCUACCUAAAGUGCAGAAAUAGGAAUUUUCCCUUAACUAUUAAUGACAUGACACAUCUAUAAAAACACAAUGCUGAGAUACUUUUAAAAGGCUUAAUUAUUCUAGAGUUUCAAAUGCCAUUCUGUUCAAGUUAAAUUAUCCUAGUACAAAGGAAGCAUAGGAAAAACGUGUGCAUAAAAAUGUUUGGUUUAUCGUUGGUGUUAAUGCUUUAGGUCUUUCUCACACCGGUUGUCCUCAUUUCCGCCUGAAUGAAAACCUACAAAUAAAGACAUUAGUUCAGAAUGCA
Oncorhynchus kisutch (coho salmon) is the source of this 3058-nucleotide messenger RNA. RefSeq names its product lysine methyltransferase 5Ab (gene kmt5ab). The transcript is spliced from 8 exons. Gene Ontology annotation, cellular component: polytene chromosome; nucleus. NCBI's taxonomy places the organism in Eukaryota, Metazoa, Chordata, Actinopteri, Salmoniformes, Salmonidae. Bases 156 to 1166 code for a protein of 336 amino acids. The record is from RefSeq and is a predicted model, not a curated record. Gene Ontology annotation, biological process: regulation of transcription by RNA polymerase II; regulation of DNA damage response, signal transduction by p53 class mediator. Gene Ontology annotation, molecular function: protein binding; transcription regulator activity; histone H4K20 methyltransferase activity.